This is a messenger RNA of Hyaloperonospora brassicae, 783 nucleotides long. NCBI's taxonomy places the organism in Eukaryota, Oomycota, Peronosporomycetes, Peronosporales, Peronosporaceae. The record is from the annotation of a GenBank genome assembly.
AUGAUGUUCCCCGUGGUUGUCGCAUCGAUGGGUCUACUGGGCAUGACUGCCGCAGACUCGUGCGAGAUGGUCGAGACCCCGGUCCAGCAAUCGACCGGGGCAGCGCCUAUCGAGGCCACCACUGCAACGUCCCCGUCACGAAACAGUUCCAAUUUUGCUCGCUUCUUCGACCAGGACCGGUUUCACACCAUGUUCCCGGAAGCCUUGGAGCUCUACACUUUCGAUGGUCUUGUGACCGCUACCAACAAGUACUCGGCGUUUGCCAAUACCGGCGACGACGCGAACGACAAGCGCGAGCUGGCAGCUUUCUUGGCCCAAACGGCCCACGAGAGUGACAACUUUAAGGCUGCAGAGGAGUAUGCCCGGGACACGUACUCAGUUUGGCAAUACUGUGACAACAGCACUUACCCGUGCGGCCCCGACCGUCGCUAUCACGGGCGAGGCCCUAUGCAGCUCGCGUGGAACUACAACUACUACAUUGCAGGGAAAGCUCUCGGCGUUGACCUCCUGAACAAUCCGGAGAUUGUCGCACAAGACACAACGGUGACGUGGAUGACUGCGCUUUGGUUCUGGAUGACCCCGCAGAAAUACGGCCGGAUCAUUCAUGAUUUCGUUGCGGGUGUGGAUGGCUUCGCUCAAUCCACUGACUCGAUCAACGGCGGUCUCGAGUGUGGCCCGGACGCCCCCAACCAGUUGAACGAGCAGCAGCGUAUUGCGUACUUUAUCAAGAUGUGCGAGGCGUUGGGCGUGCAGCCAGUGGGCAGCACUUCGUGCAACGCGUAA